GUGUCCGGCGAGCUGUCCAAUGACGGCCAACCGAUGCGCAAGUUCUUGCAGACGUUUGUAUUGGCGCCGCAAUCGUCCACAAAGUAUUACGUGAAGAACGAUAUCUUCCGCUAUCAGGACGACAUCUUCGUCGACGACGACGACUAUCCCGAUGUGGACAAGAGCUCCGACACCGUAGGCUUAGAUAAGCCCGAAGUGCCCUCACUCAAGCCCGUCGACACCCGCGACGGCCCCAUUCUCUCGACCCCCAGCGCUACCACCACUGGCGGCGACGUCCGUGAGUUGAAUCCCGUCGCUCCGACCGGUGGUAACGCCGUAAUCGGCGGCACCGAUAGCUCGGCCACCGAUUUGUACGGGAAUACCAACGGCUCGCUUCACGACGCCGUCGACCCUCACGUGGAGAGCAAUGAAGUGUCUGAAGAGAAGGUCAAUGAAUUGAAUCGGACGGACACUAUCGAGAGCGAGCCAUACCUGACCGCCAACGAUGACAACACGUCGGCGUCGCCCCUCCCGGCGCUAAGCGAAGUGACGGUCAAGAGUUACGCCAAUAUGGUGAAGAACCCCAACUACAUCCCGACCUACGCCUCCCAAUCGGCGUAUCAGCCGUCGAAGGUGUUGGAGACCACAACAGCGCCCGCACUAUCAGCCGGUCCUCCCUUUCCCCGACCUGUCGAGUCGUCGCCCAUCCCUCCGAUGAGCGCCACUACUGUCGGCAAUAACAACUUCAACGCUCCCAUCAAUACGGCGUCUUCGGUAACCGGGAAACCGCCGAACAAUCUUAACAACAACGCCGGCGGUAACAACACCGGUAGUGGCGGUCCUCCCCGUGGUGUCGAUCCGCGCGACCAACGACCCGGUCGUCCCAUUCGUAACCCGCAACCGUACAAUCGCCGGACCGACUCGCGUGAGAUGACUCCCGGCCGCAGCGGUCCGUCCGGCGACUCGGACUCAGCCGACGGCGAGUAUCGCGAGAAGAAGCAGUUCCCGGACGAAAAUCAAGUGUUUGUGGGAAACCUUCCGCAUAACAUCGUUGCGGAGGAAGAUCUGCGCAAAUUGUUCUUAAAGUACGGCAAUAUAGUGGACGUGCGGAUCAACAGACAGAACCAGAAUCGGGGCCCAACCACUCCCAACCCCAACCUCAAGACACCCAACUAUGGCUUCGUUACGUUCGAGAGUCCAGACAUCGUCCAGAAUAUCCUCCGACAAAAGCCGAUUUACUUCGAUAACCAUCGAUUCAAUGUCGAGGAAAAGAGAUCCCAAACCGGAAGGGGUUCCAUGGGUUACGAUCGCAACUUUAACCGCGGUUCGGGUCCGCCCAUGCGAAUGGAAGGCGGCGGCGGUGGUGGCGGCCGACCAAACGACGGCCGACCGCCGGGAGUGGGACCCGGAAUGGACCCAAACAGAAUGCGUCCGUCAAACGAUCGCAUGGGUGGCGGUAAUCCUCGGCCCAGAAAUCAGUACAACUCGGGCGGCGGCGGAAUUGGUGGACCGCGUGGUCCCGGAGGGCCUGGAAGUGGGGGCCCGGGAGGCGGCGGCUAUAACCGCAACAAUUCAUUCAAUAACAACAACAACCGUCAGCCGCGUUAAUACCCAUUCAAACCGUGUCUAUCAAUGAGUUCUUCGUUAAGACCCAUCGCUAAUAAUAUUCAAAACAAAAAAUUCAAAAAAUGUAUUUAAAAAAAAUUACAAAACAAAAUAACAUUAUUAUAAAAAAUACCAAAAGUUUUAUUCACUGAGAAAAACAAAUACAACUCUCAUUCGCCUUCAACUGAGAUAUAAUUUGUAAUAAAUAUUAUUAUUAUAAGUAAAAAUUGAUAUAUAAAACGACGUGGACUUAAACUAAUGGCGCUUCUUCUAUGUGUGUGUGUUUUAUACCCGGAAUAUGACCUGAAAAAUGAGAUGAUAAUAAUGGCCGCUAUAUUAGUAGUCAUUUGAUGUCAUGUGAGACAAAUGGUGCGUUCAGUACAAGACAUCCUCUGAGACAUACACACCAACGCUUAAAAUCACUCUUAAUUAGUCUUUUUGUUAAAACUACUGUAAAUGUAAUGAAUUUUAUUUAAUUGUUUGUAUGUUUUGUUUUCUCUGUCACCAGAUAUAUAGUGAUUGUCUUCACACACACUGUUAUAUAUGUGUACCGUUUCUUCACACAUGUCUUCACAGAUCAUAAGAUUAGUUGUUUCUAAUAAUUAUGAUUAUUAUUAUUUCUUCUAAUGUUUAGUUCUCUCUAUUAUUAUUAUAAUUAUUAUAUUUAUUUCAAUUUCAAUGUCCUUUUUUGUGUCAUUUUUUAUUUCCUUUUCAUAUGGUUUUAAUCGCAAGAAACAAAUCAAUUGUAAAUACGAUUUUAAUAAUUAGUUAACAAAUUUUUCUUUUGUGAAAAAAUACAUUUUUAAAUACAAUAAUACAAUUACUUUCUGAAACAAUAACACAAUUGUCACAUGAAAUUUAUAUACUGUAUAAUAAGCGAGAGUCUGAAGGACUUGUUGACUGUUUUUUUGUAAACAUUUAAUUUUGUUUUUAAUUGUGUAACCGAUGGGACAGUUAUCAUGAAUAUUGUGAUAAGUAGUCAUUCACCCGCUUAUUCCCGGCAACCCCUUAACCCUCGUUACCCCCUCUGCCCCCACCCCUCCCACACACACAGACACGCAUACACUUACACUAUAAACGCGAACAAACACUUGAAAUAAUUUUAAAAACUUGAAAACAUAUUGAAUUUAGUAAUGAAAAUGUUUGGAUCAGUUGUUGUGAUGACAAACAACCGCUUAAAUACCUUCUUUGUUACCACAACUCUGGUUUCUAAACACUGUUUUUUUAUACGGCAUAUGAUUUACUAGUGAUCUCUCUCUCUCUCUCUCUCUCU
Messenger RNA from Medioppia subpectinata, 2857 nucleotides. Lineage: Eukaryota; Metazoa; Arthropoda; Arachnida; Sarcoptiformes; Oppiidae. The record is from the annotation of a GenBank genome assembly.